AUGGGUCGGAAGUGCCAGCCCCUCUCCUUGUCUGGGGGGGUGGUGGUGGUGGUGGAAGAGAUGGACCUCACUGCUCUGGCGGCGGCUGGGGCGGCGUGCCCGGCUUCUCUACCCGCCCGCCAAGCUGCACAGCGCCCGCCCGCCUCGCCCUUGGUGGUGGCGGCGGCGGCUGCAGGAGACCUUUCGGCACGUGCUCCGGGGCAGCAUCUGCGGGCGGCCAGGCGGCUGGAGCCGACAGCCGCGCUCAACACGGACCCCUCCGUCUUGUGCAAGUACCGAGCCGGGUUCAACGAGUGCAUGACCGAGGUGACUCGCUUCCUCUCCUCCUGCGAGGCCGUGAAGACGGAGGUCCGCAACCGGCUGCUCGGACACCUGGCCGGCUGCCUGAGUCAGAUUAGCGCCCUGAACUAUCCCGCCCCGCAGUCUGCAGCGCUGCCCGCGACGCCCGGCGCCCAGCAUGGAGCCUCUUUGGGGCAGCCCCUGGUACAGAUGCCCGCCGGCGCGGCGCCCCCUUCUGGCGGCGCGGCUUCCUGCAAGGUCGGCAAUCCGGCGGGCGAGAGCGUCAAGGUGUGCGGCGGCUUCCAGCUGGUGCCGGCUUCCGACGGGCAGUUCGCCUUCCUCAUCCCCAACGCCGCCUUUGCACCCCACGGCGGCGCGGUCAUCCCACUCUACACCGGUGGGGGUUUGAGCUCAGGCCCUCCUGCCGCCAGCAUCUCGUCAAGAUCGGCUGCCCCAUCGCUGCCGGCAGACUCGCUCUGGAGACCCUGGUGAGCACUGGAGGACCACACCUGGGCCCCGGACUCAGGCCUGCGGGUGGCCGCUUGGACUCUAUGGCCCCCUCGGAGGCAGCUUCUCCUCUGUCUGCCUGUAAAUAGGACCUACCGUUCAUGUUGGAUUGUGCUUUCCCCAAGACUGGCCCCCUCCUCUCUGCGGUGUGGGGGAGACGGGGGUCCGAGUGUACUUUCCCUCCUUGUCUUUCUGCCUUUUUUUUUUUAAUUUCCAAACAAUACCAAAGAUUGAUUUGUUCUUAUACAAAAA
Molecule: messenger RNA, 1038 nt
Organism: Thamnophis sirtalis
Lineage: Eukaryota; Metazoa; Chordata; Lepidosauria; Squamata; Natricidae
Source: RefSeq, a predicted model, not a curated record